Molecule: messenger RNA, 1540 nt
Organism: Chelonia mydas (Green sea turtle)
Lineage: Eukaryota; Metazoa; Chordata; Testudines; Cheloniidae
Gene: ID4
Product: inhibitor of DNA binding 4, HLH protein
Exons: 3
Coding region: 249-722 (157 amino acids)
Biological process (GO): cell differentiation; circadian regulation of gene expression; negative regulation of transcription by RNA polymerase II
Cellular component (GO): cytoplasm; nucleus
Molecular function (GO): protein dimerization activity; transcription regulator activity
Source: RefSeq, a predicted model, not a curated record
GCGGCUGGGCUGUAGUGGGAGCGAAGGGGAAGGGUAGUGAAUGACUAGCCUGGGUGGGUGGCUUUUCUUCGCACGGUCUGGCAUCCCCUCUGGCAAAGCCCGGAGAUUGUAUCCAGAGACGGGCUGCCCCUGCGUGGUUGCGUUAGGAAGGGAUCGCUGCGUCGGCUGAGCGCUGCCUCUUGCUCUUGUUGCAUUGCGGGCGGUGCGCGGUGUGCAUCGGUGCCCGAGGGGACCUCUCCCUGUGCACCAUGAAAGCGGUCAGCCCCGUCCGCCACCCCAGCAGGAAGGCACAGGCGGGCUGCUGCGGCGGCGCUGGAGGAGGCGGCGGCGGAGGAGGAGGCGGCGGAGGCGGGCAGUUGGCUCUGCGCUGCCUGGCCGAACACGGCUGCAAGGGGGCCCCGUCGGGCGAGGAGCCGGCGUCGCUGUGCCUGCAGUGCGAUAUGAAUGACUGUUACAGCCGGCUCCGGAAGCUAGUGCCCACCAUCCCGCCCAAUAAGCGGGUCAGCAAAGUGGAGAUCCUGCAGCAUGUCAUCGACUACAUCCUCGACCUGCAGCUGGCUCUGGAGACGCACCCGGCUCUGCUCAGGCAGCAGCAACAGCAGCCAUCCCCGCUGCACCCAGGGAGCUGUCCCGCAGCCACCCCCCGGACCCCGCUUACAGCCCUCAACACCGACCCGGCUGGCGCUGUUAACAAGCAGGGGGACAGUAUUCUGUGCCGCUGAACUGCACUCUCAAGGUGUGCAGCAGGCAGACCCAGAGCCAGAGGAGCAGAGAAAAACACAUUAGAGAGGGAGGGGGAAAAAGAAAUAUCAGCCAUCAGAUGAGAGGAAAAAAUAAUUCAACCCCAGAAUCGUUUCCAUGCUUCCUUCUGAGAGAGAACCUUUCACCGUUUUGCACGUUCAUAGCAUUUUAAACAUGUCUUUUUUUUCUGUGCAUUUUAUAGCAGAUGUGAAUUGUUUGUUUAUUUUGGUGGGAUGAGACUUAAAACUUAAGCAGAAAAGUGUGACUCUUCUGUUGGAUAGAAGAUGGAGAGUAAAUCAAACUUUAGAACUAUAACUGUAAGGGACCGAGCAGCUGAAUUUUGAAGCUUUACUAAUCUACCAGAGCAUUGUAGAUAUAUUUGACAUCUAUUGUUUAAAAUAGAUGAUUUUAUUGGGGCCCAGGGAACUUUCUUCUCCCUGCAGGAAUGUUACAUAUUGUAUAGAUAAAUGAGUGACAUUUCAUACUGUGUAUAUAUAGAGAUGUUCUAUAAGUGUAAGUGAGAAAAGUAUAUGCUUUAAUAGACUACUGUAAUUAUAAAAUAUUUUUAAUUAAAUAUUUUUUGUAAAUAUUAUAAAGGUGUGUAUGUUUUUUUUAAUGUGUGGGAAUAUUUCUUUAGAACAUUAUUUACAGCUCAGGUACAGAGCUGCUAAUAUGAAAAUAUCUUGACAGUUAAGGUUUUUGCCCAGUGUCUUUUUAGACUUGGAAGUUACAGCUAUAGCUAGUGGUCCUGCAUGAUUGCAUGAGAUGUCUAAUUGCAAAUAAACUUGUGUUGAGUCCA